GUCGCCGAUGAGUCCGAGCUGGGUGACCCGUUUGACGUGGACGACGAUAACGCCCUCAACAAGCAGGGUGAGUCCACCAUGCCUGUUAAGGUCAAGCAGGAGAAGAGGAAGAGGGAAAAGAAGUCUCGGUGUGAGGCAGCUGCCGCUCGCGCUGUUCCUUCAGAAGACGAAGGGGAUCUCGAGAGCCCCACCAAGAGAGCGAGCUGCUCAGAAGAACGUCCACUUACUGCAAAAGACAUCCGAGAGCUUCUCAUGGGCCACGUCACAGAAAUGAGAAGCGCCUGGAGUACAUUUGAGGGGCGACUUGAUCGGGUCGAACAUGCUCAGAAUCGCUGCUCUUCCGAUGUUGCAGAUCUUCAGGCUCGCACAGGGGUGGUGGAGAAGGACCUCCAGUUUCAGAGGACGGCCUGCCAAACGAACAGCACGAAUCUUGAGCAGCUCACUGUGGAGGUGAAGAACAUGAAGGUCCGCAUGGAGGAGAUCAGCAAUCGUCCUGCUCAAGUCCCAGCACCUCCUGGUCCUCCCGCAGCUGCAGCACCCGGUGGCGGGCAACAGCAACCUGAUCCGUGGGCCGAGUUCUUGAGGCAAAAGGGCAAACAGGUUGGGGUGAAUGACUUUGGUGGGCGAGCUCAAGGGACUGCCGUCGCGGAGGGUGAAAAGGCUGAUACCUUGUCCGAGGAGGAACGUCGCACUCUCGUGAUUGGUGGGUGGCUGCAGGACACCCGCCGCAGCAUCAUCGAAGAAGAGGCGGGGGUGAUUUUCCAGACUGCCGAGUUCAAGGAGAUCCUGGAUACGGAGAAGCUCACUAUCUAUGGCCCACGACGCUCAGUAGGGAUGCUGAAAUUUGUUAAAAGAGAGGGAGAGACUGAGAAUGACAUGCGCAACAGGAUGUGGCAGAUCGUUCGCGCCCUCUCGCAGAUGAAGCAUGUGUUGCCAAGUACGAAAGGGAUGGGGGCGGACAAGGUGCUCUGGGCGAGCUUUGUUAAGACACGCGGGGCACGUUUGAGGAGCAGUCAUGUCAGCAUGAUUCGCAGGGUGAGCAUCGCCUUGGCGGUUGAGGCAGAGGCCAAGCAGGCAGGGGGUGUCACCCUGAACACGCAGGGGUCUGCAUACGAUUGUGACUGGAACAUGGGCACAAUUUGGUGUGGCCCCUAUAAGUUGGGCAGCUCGUCCCAUCGCGCACCAAAGGGCGAGGAACUCAUCACCAUGAGCGGGGGGUGGAUUAGCCUCACUGCGGUUGCCAAGAUAGCCUGCUGCUCCACCGACGAGGCCAAGCUGGCCUUCGAGAAGGAGCUGUGCCAACCAGUAAGCCUCCUGGACGUUGCGGCAAGGGAUCUUGAUGUUGUUCUUGUACAGGAAGUCGCUCGAGGUCAACAAGGCUGGGAUGACUUUGACACUGAAGAGUUUCACUGGGUUGUUCAUCGUGAUAGUGAACAUUGGCGCGGAGUGGGGGUGGGAAUCGCGAGUGAUAAGUUCGACUCCAUCGUGUUCAAGCAGGCCACCAAACGAGGAAUCUGGGUCGUUGCUCGCAUUCAUGGGUUGGGGCGUGUUCUUGUUGGGUCCCUCCAUGCCCAUACUGGUGUCACGAACGCGGUCUACCAGGGUGCUGUGCUGGAAUUUUUCAGCAAGUGUCCCAGGAAGUAUCGUCAUCUGCCCAUGCUUUGUGGUAUUGACGCGAACGAAGUGCCCCAGUGGAUUGACAAUGGAGAAGAAGGCCUGGAAAUCGGAUCCUGCAGCACGAACCUCAACGUUCUCGUACAUGAAGCCUUUCGUCUAGGUGCCUCUCCCCUUGCGCCUGAGCCUGUGUUCAGAAACGCGUGGACCCACUUCCCUCGUGACACGGAGCGGGCGGGCAGACAAAUCGACAUGCUACUUAGACGUCAUCUUCAUGUGACGCCCCUUCAGAUACAUGCAGACCGUCGCUUGGCCAUCGGCUCUGACCAUGCACUUCUGAUUGCGGAGAUUUGGAUUGCUGCACGGCCGUCGCGCAUUAGGUGGAAGCAUGAUUCCAGGGCUCGUUGGGUUGUUGGGGAGUUGGAGCGUGUACCGAUCGUUGACGAGGGUGAACUUGUCUACCUUGCCCAGAAAUGCACGAGACCUCGAUUCUCCCAGGCCUACAGAGACGAUGAAGAGGUCCACGCUGCCAUCACAGCGGCUAAGGAGAGCAACUCGCCCGCCGACUGGAAGAGGGUGUUUCGCAUCCGCAAGGCCAAGCGCAAACACUGGCAGCAGACUCGCCUUUCGCGGGUGCUUGAGGGAGAUUGGGAACAAUACAGGAGCCUUCAGCAGGAUAAGCGCAGGCGCAAGGGGUGGUGGGGCGACUUGCUUAAGGACAGAAGCUCCUGCCAGCUCACCAUCGAGAUCCAGCAACACCUUGAGGCCAAAAUGACGGAUGGUCGUCCUGACUUCGCAUGGGAUGAACGCCUUGAAGAGAUGAUCCGAUCGUGCACCCAGGCCGCUGCCUUUGAGCCCUUUCAGCUGCAUGAAGUCGUGACGGAGCUGAACCAGAUGAAAUGCCGGAGCGCGGUAGGUCCGGAUGGCAUUGGGGUGCACCUGUUGAGGACAAUUGCUGCCGACGAGGAGCUGGGGGGUGACUUCCUGGGCCUCAUCAACCACAUUGUUGAGACGCAGCAGGUUCCUCGCAACUGGGGUCGAAGUUUUCUCGCCUUGCUCGCGAAGGUUCCGCUUCCUCAGCAGGCCAAGGAUCUUCGACCUAUAUGCGUCUCGUCAGCCUUUAACAGGCUCGUCAACAGGCUGGCAUGCUCGCGAGCUCUCCCUGCACUUCGUGUUGGGUCGAAGAUUUCGUGCUGUGGGAAGGGGCGACAGUCAGCUGACCUUGUGGGGUGCAUCUCGAGAAUGAGAGACGUAUGUAAGGAGUGGAGACUGCCGCUGCUUGUAUGCAAGCUGGAUGUGGCAGGAGCAUUCGACAGGCUCGACAGGGGUGAAGUCGCCAAGUACUUGAUCAAGAAGCUCGGGGGUGACGCUUCCCUCAACUGCGAGCUCAAGUACAUGCUUCGGCAGCUCGCGACACACUCCCUAGUUGGAUCUGUACCUGGAGGACAUGAGAUUCUCCUACGUCCCGAUGUCGGUAUUAAACAAGGAGCCCCUGAGAGCGCUGAGAUCUUCGGCAUGAUCGUCGAUAGCAUGCUCUCAGAAGUAGCCGCCUGUAAGAGAUGGGAGGACUUUGGGGCGCCCUUUGCAGACUUGGAUGUCGUGCUCCUCUUCUUUCAAGAUGACAUUUUCAUUCUCGAGACUGAUCUCCCCAGGCUCUGCCGGAGGGUGAAGGUGGUCGAUAGAUGUCUUGCACGGGCCGGCCUUAAGCUUGCCACCGAAAAGACCAAGAUCGUCGCCAACGAGCACUACACAGGCCCCCGCAAAGUCAAGAUCCAGGACGACAUUUUCACCAUUGCGGACCGUGGUGAGGCCGUUCGGGUGCUCGGGGUGAACUUCUCCUUGUGCAGGGACGCUUCGGAGCAGGCCAAGGAAAUUGUCUCCAGGACACGACAAGCAGCAGCAGAGCACAAGGACAUCUUGACGGCCGCGGGCAGCUGGAGGAACAAGACUAACAUCAUGAGGACGCUCCUGGAAUCUCAGUUUAACUGGAUCGGGGGGGCGUUACAUUGGAGUCAAGAGGACCUCCACAGUCUCAACCUCCUCCAGCUGCACACUUGUCGCUCCUCCUUUGGCCUGAGACGACAUGCCGAUGAAUCUUGGGUUGAGUGGAACAAGCGAUCCCUGCGCUUGGUGCGGCUGUGGUUGCAUGCCAAUCAUGUUGCACGGUGGUCGGAACGCAUCCUAUCGCUGCAGCACAUGCUGCAUGGACAUUGGGCGAAGAGGACGGAGGUUGUGGGAGGGCGUGCGCAGCCGUGCCCGCCGAUGAAAGCUCUCCAAUGGCGCUGCACUAGUUGGUGGCGUACACAGCAGAGCAUGAGCCCCUCUAUCUCGAUGCGACACCCCGGCCGCUUUUAUGCCAGCAACACUGAGCGCCAGCUUGCGGAAGCACAUGGGCCCCUUUGGUUUGUUUGA
Molecule: messenger RNA, 4026 nt
Organism: Symbiodinium necroappetens
Lineage: Eukaryota; Dinophyceae; Suessiales; Symbiodiniaceae
Source: the annotation of a GenBank genome assembly